This is a messenger RNA of Gymnogyps californianus (California condor), 1678 nucleotides long. Its product is annotated as ubiquitin carboxyl-terminal hydrolase 40-like. Lineage: Eukaryota; Metazoa; Chordata; Aves; Accipitriformes; Cathartidae. The transcript is spliced from 14 exons. Bases 55 to 1392 code for a protein of 445 amino acids. The record is from RefSeq and is a predicted model, not a curated record.
UGACAGCUGUCUUAGACCUGUUAGCGGAAAUGGGAAACUUCUGUCUCCAGGGAAAUGUCCUUAUUUAAUCAUCAUUCGGAAGCAGCAGCUUCUGAUGUGCUUGGUUUUGUCCUCCCUGAAGUGCCUGAGGAUUAUACCGUCAGGGAAGCGGAACUGAAAAUGGGAAGCCUGCUAGGGCUGUGUCAUGGGAAAGCUCCAGCUUCCACUCAGCUGUUCUUAUAUUUUAUGGUUGGGAGUGACCAAAACGCAAGCCCGGAGAUGGAGAUAGUUGUGGAAGAGACUGCCUCUGUCAAAGAGUGUCUAAAUUUAAUGCUGGAAAAAUCGGGAUUAUCAGGUGACAACUGGCAUUUGAGAAGGAUUGACUGGUGCUAUGAAGCAGGGGAAGCAUUAAGUCAGGAAAAUGCCACUCUGAAGGAACUUAAUGUUUGCAGAGGAGAUACUUUGGUUAUAACUGAAGGAAAGCUUCCAGCAAAGGGUUUCCUGAAAAUACCCGUCUGGUGGUUGAAGCCUUCAAGCCAUAAGAAACAUGGAGAGAAUGCACAAGACCAAGUGAAUGGGAUGACCUGCAAGAUGGAUGCUUUGCAGGUGUCUCCUGCAGGAGAUGCACCAGAAUACCUCCACACCGACACGGAUCUUUGUUAUGCUGGCAGUCUAGAAAUAGCAGGAGAAGCUUCUUUGGAAGAUCUGAAGAUGCAGGCCAUGACCUUACCAUGCUGCCCAGAGCAGAUUGUCCCACUGCCCUCGUUUCUCAGAGCAUGGACAGUGGACAGUAAGCGCCCAGGCAAGCUUUUACGAAACAACAAGCAGCGACUCAAUGACUACAAGCUGGGUGCCAGAGUGGAAAUCUGCCUAGAAGCUUUGCAAAAAGAAGAGCAUUUGGGCCCCCAGGAACUGCUGCUUCGAGUCCAGAUGGGCAUCCCAGGGGAGAGGGACUACUAUGGCUCCACGGAUUUGGUGUGGGAUAUCUCCAAAGAAUGCACAACCUGGGCACUGAGGCAACGAGUGGCUUCUCACUAUGGUCUCCCUGUAGAUAAAACUGAAAUAGCCAAAUACUUCCCUGAAAGAUUGGAGUGGCUGCCAAUAUCUAGCUGGACACAGCAAAUGUCAAAGAGGAAACGGAAGAAAAAACAGGAGAGUUUACAGUCAGCGCCGUACCACCUGAAAGACGGCGAUAUCAUUGGGGUGAAGAAUCUUCUUCUUGAUGACACUAAGGACUUCAGCACAGUGAGAGAUGACGUUGGAAAAGAGAAACAAAGGCAGCUUGCAUUAGGAAAAAAGAAAAGUCGGCAAGCCGAACGCUUACAGGAGCCUGUUUUCUCUGAGGAGAAGCUGAAUAUUAAGCACCGUAAACCAGAAGUGGCUCUGUCUAUCAAUGUGGGCGUUUUCAGAUAGCACCAGGAGAUGAUUCGCUGAGCAGACCGUACUACAGAUGUCCUCAGUUGGCCUGGAGUACCUCAGCUGGACCGGCAAGAGGGUCUUUCCCGAAGUGUCUUCAGGAAUCACCGAGACAAACUGGAGAUAGGAUUCAGGCUAACUCUGAUUUUCUUCUAAUCUCUCUUGGGGAAGUGCUUUAGCAUCCCUUUAUCCAUGUGGUAUUUCUUCUCAGGCUAGGUAAAUGCACUUUAUCCAUGAGAAAACAGAUUAAUAUAUUGUGUAACCUUUUGGUGACUGUUUUGUA